AGGAACCUAGACGAAGAAGAUCCCAUCAGAACAUUUGCUGGAGGUGGCGGUGGUGGAGGAGGUGGUGGCGGAGCCGUUGGAGGAGGAACAGAAGCGACAGGUUUUUGA
Strongylus vulgaris is the source of this 108-nucleotide messenger RNA. The record is from the annotation of a GenBank genome assembly. Lineage: Eukaryota; Metazoa; Nematoda; Chromadorea; Rhabditida; Strongylidae.